This is a messenger RNA of Coregonus sp. 'balchen', 8334 nucleotides long. Lineage: Eukaryota; Metazoa; Chordata; Actinopteri; Salmoniformes; Salmonidae. The record is from the annotation of a GenBank genome assembly.
AUGAAGAUAAUGGAAAGAAAUGUGAUGCGUCUGGCUGUUGUGCAACACCUUCGUACUGCUUAUGGUAUAAAGACGAAGAAUUGGAAUAAAAACAAAACACGCACCAGCUUUAAAUUGACAGCUAACCACUCGGUAAGUCUAUUAUUGUUUUAGCUUGCAAGCUAGAUAAACACUAAAAUGCUUAACGUUACUCUUCGACAGAAUUGUCAAACUUUGAUUGUAAAACAGUGCCUGAAUUAGUCAGUUGGUUGGCUAAGUAGCUAGCAUUAGCUAGCUAAAGUUCCUUGUUUGCGAAUCGAGAAACAGGGUUACGGAAGUGGGUUUUGUUCGUAACAGAUUAGGAUAAUUUACGCAGCAGGUUAGGAGAAUGGUUAGGGUUAGCGAAAAUGCUCUUAUAACGAAAAUCGCUUCGUAACGAAGUGGUGUGAAAAGAGUGUCCCUUUGAGAACCAUUCUGUCUGACUAGCUCAUUUGCAUUCAGUCAGAUCACUUUUGUUAGCCUGUCAUUGUAAUUCACGUUCAUUGUUGGAUUAGUCUGUCCGCCAGAAUUGUGUUGGGGUUAACGCCACAACAACUAGCUAGUUAAGUGAAUUGUUUGUUGUUGCGAAUGAAUCAAAUGAUUGAUAAUAGUAGACACAUUUGGGACACAUUCAUAAAAAUGCAUACAUAAUGGCGCAGUAGACAGUGUUUAAUUGGGCUUGGUGAUGAGACAGUAGUACAAGGCACAUGCUCGCCUUUGGCAGGUAGCCUAAUUUGAUUUAAGGCAAUUGGUUUGGUCCAUUAAGCUCGUACUUUCUUUCCAUGGGGCAGGUCAAAGUUACUGGCAGGAAAUGUACAAAGUAAAAGGCACAGGGCUGUCAUUAUACUGUAGUAGGCUAUAGGCUGUUGUUUUUCAAAAGCACAGCGAGGCAUAUUUUUUCCAGUCUCUCCCUCUAAAAUACUUAGAGGAAUGUUUGGCGCUUGGCAGGCACAACAUAGAGCUAGCUUGUAUUUGAUCAGGUGAUGAGUUACAAACUACUGCCUUGGGCAGUGGAAUCCCUAACCGUUGUAAAACAGCUGUCAGGGCCUUCUGCUGAAUAGGGACAAAUCCCAUGUAAAGACUUGAGUGCCCUUUCACAGAUAUUUCUAUGGAGGGAAGUUUGAUAGGAUACCAAGUUGAAGGUUAUUAGUGAGCUUAGGCCUAUGUAGGAUAAUUAAACCAGCCACCAUGCAAAGCCUUCCUUAUUGAAAUCAAACAUGAACUUGAAGUGGAAAUAAUGACAUUUGUUUUAACAUGUUUUCCAGGUGAAAGUGUUUGGUGUACCGCUGGAGAGCCUUCCGCAGUACAAUGUGGAGAAUGGGAGUAUACCAUGGUAAGAUAAACACCUGUCUUAGCUAGAACUUCUUUCUAACAAAAUGUUUUGUCGUCCUUUAUUUGUGUGUAUUAGGCCUAUUCUCUGUCCUUUUUUUAGGUCUAAUGUUUCUCCCAUCCCCUUGCUCUCCCAGCUUUCUCAUGGAUGCGUGCGCAAGUCUGCUGGAGCAUUUGGAUACAGAGGGCUUGUUCAGAAAGUCUGGCUCCAUUGUUCGUCUGAAAGCUCUCCAGGUGAGUGAUGGCUGGAGGUUGACCUUGCUAUGAAUAGGGAGGCCCUGGCUGCUGGAAUAGUUAAACAGAAGGCCGUGUUUGUUUUGUCUGUGCAGGUGAAGUUGGAUAAGGGUGAGGAGUGCCUGUCCACUGCCCUGCCGUGUGAUGUGGCUGGCCUGGUCAAGCAGUUCUUUAGGGAGCUGCCGGAUCCUGUCAUGCCCACAGAGCUGCAUGAUGCCUUCCUCAAGGCCCAGCAGCUGCACACAAAGGAGGACAGGACCUAUGCCACCCUGCUGCUGUCCUGUGUACUGCCUGACAGGAACAUGAGCAUUCUACGUUACUUUUUUGGCUUCCUCAACAAAGUCUCUCAAAGGUGUAAUUUCACAAGUUUGUCUAGUCAUUAAAUCGUAUAAUUUCACACUGUACCAUUUCGGACUUGGUCAAUAAUUAUUUCUCAACCUGGUUUUUCUUUUUCUCUCAGGAGUGCUGUGAAUAAGAUGGACAGCAGUAACCUGUCUGUGAUCCUGGCUCCCAACCUCCUGCACACUGGAGAUGGGGCAGACAAGAUAAAUGCCAGCACAGAGAAACGCCUCAAGCAACAGGCAGCCGUGGUCCACUGCCUUAUAGAACACGCUUCAGACUUCGGUAGCAGUUCAAGCCUUGUUAUUGUAGUGUCAUCAAUCAACUGGUGAUUGAAAGUUAAAAGGGAAUGUCCAUAGCAAACAGUGUCUAAAUGCGUCUCUGUGUGGUAGGUGUGGUACCUCAGCUAAUCAUGGAGAAGAUUCCAGCCAUGCUGGGCUGUGAGGCUGGUGUUCUGUCCCCUACUCUAGACGGACUAGAGGACUUGGACACAAACUCGGGGGCCAAGAGAAGAUGCAGGCGCAGUUUAGGGGGUAAGAUACCCUGGAAAAACUGGGCAGAACAUUGCCUGCAGGAAUUGAUGUAUUCUUUCCAGCAUUGGGUCGUCUUUGAAAUGAUAUUAAACAAUCCAAUGUUAUAGGCUUAUUCUUCCUCCUCAGUAAAGCACCAUUGAAUUUCAAGAUAUGGAAUGGUUUUUGCAUUGCAGAUAUGGUCAAUGGAGCUCUGAAUAAGUUAAAAACAAAUAGAACACCCACAAAUACGCCACAGUCAGACAGAUAUGGUAGGUACCGAGGUUAGGUUUUGCCUCCUGCCGUCGAAUGAGAGCAUCAAUGCCCCGUAGCUCUGACACAUUCAUUUAAUCCGUCUUCUAACAAGGAAUCAGCUGCUUGUCUUUCAUAGAAAUGCAACUCUUAAUUUAUAUUUGAUCUCAGAUUUUCAAUUGUGCUUAUGUAGUGAAUGAGUAGCAACACUGUCUUGUCAUUUUCCCCAGCUAUUUAUUGAAUGAUUUGAUGCCUGCCCAAAUUGUCUUGCCUACUCUUUGACUGUGUGCUUGUCUUUGGCUUUAAUCUUCUCAAUCAAUGCUAAUCAAAAAUCUUUGAAAUAUUUCAGCUGUUCAGUUAUGAAUAAUUUUCAGUGGGAGACUUGGACCUAAUAGUAAAUUCACUCUUGUGAUUUUUCCCAGUCUUUUCCUCUGCAACUCAUGUGAUAAUUACUCCCAUCUCCAAGAGAGAAAUUCCUUUGGAAUCUGGUCAUAGUUAUGGAUUCUCCAACAAACGGCGAUCCAUCAAAAAUGACCUUGCUUUAGAGUUACUGCCUAAUGCUCUGUUCGGUGGAAGCUCCACUCCUGGAUCAGGUAACUCCCACAAGGACUCACCGCCGUAUUUAAUUAAAACUGUUAUUUAUUUUUUACUAAAAAGAGUGUUCAUGUGCAUUUGUGUGUUGCUCCUGUUUUUCAGGAUACCUGGAUCCCAGUGCCUCAGAAUCCCUCGUUUCCUCCCAGAAUGCUUUGUCCUCAGUUGGGAGGUCCAGCAGGCAAUCUGCCAGCUCUGCAAGGAGAAAGAGCAAACGACUGAGUCACCGGCAUUUUGUCAACAGGUACAUACAGUGAGGGGAAAAGGGUAUUUGAUCCGCUGCUGAUUUUGUAUGUUUGCCCACUGACAAAGACAUGAUCAGUCUAUAAUUUUAAUGGUAUGUUUAUUUGAACAGUGAGAGACAGAAUAACAACAACAAAAAUCCAGAAAAACACAUGUCAAAUGUUAUAAAUUGAUUUGAUUUUAAUGAGGGAAAUAAGUAUUUGACCCCUCUGCAAAACAUGAUUUAGUACUUGGUGGCAAAACCCUUGUUGGCAAUCACAGAGGUCAGACGUUUCUUGUAGUUGGCCACCAGGUUUGCACACAUCUCAGGAGGGAUUUUGUUCCACUCCUCUUUGCAGAUCUUCUCCAAGUCAUUAAGGUUUCAAGGCUGACGUUUGGCAACUCGAACCUUCAGCUCCCUCCACAGAUUUUCUAUGGGAUUAAGGUCUGGAGACUGGCUAGGCCACUCCAGGACCUUAAUGUGCUUCUUCUUGAGCCACUCCUUUGUUGCCUUGGCUGUGUGUUUUGGGUCAUUGUCAUGCUGGAAUACCCAUCCACGACCCAUUUUCAAUCCCCUGGCUGAGGGAAGAAGGUUCUCACCCAAGAUUUGACGGUACAUGGCCCUGUCCAUCGUCCCUUUGAUGCAGUGAAGUUGUCCUGUCCCCUUAGCAGAAAAACACCCCCAAAGCAUAAUGUUUCCACCUCCAUGUUUGACGGUGGGGAUGGUGUUCUUGGGGUCAUAGGCAGCAUUCCUCCUCCAAACACGGCGAGUUGUGUUGAUGCCAAAGAGCUCGAUUUUGGUCUCAUCUGAUCACAACACUUUCACCCAGUUCUCUGAAUCAUUCAGAUGUUCAUUGGCAAACUUCAGACGGCCCUGUAUAUGUGCUUUCUUGCUUGCGGGCGCUGCAGGAUUUCAGUCCUUCACGGCGUAGUGUGUUACCAAUUGUUUUCUUGGCGACUAUGGUCCCAGCUGCCUUGACCAUUGACAAGAUCCUCCCGUGUAGUUCUGGGCUGAUUCUUCACCGUUCUCAUGAUAAUUGCAACUCCACGAGGUGAGAUCUUGCAUGGAGCCCUAGGCUGAGGGAGAUUGACAAUUAUUUUGUGUUUCUUCCAUUUGCGAAUAAUCACACCAACUGUUGUCACCUUUUCACCAAGCUGCUUGGCGACGGUCUUGUAGCCAAUUCCAGCCUUGUGUAGGUCUACAAUCUUGUCCCUGACAUCCUUGGAGAGCUCUUUGGUCUUGGCCAUGGUGGAGAGUUUGGAAUCUGAUUGAUUGAUUGCUUCUGUGGACAGGUGUCUUUUAUACAGGUAACAAGCUGAGAUUAGGAGCACUCCCUUUAAGAGUGUGCUCCUAAUCUCAGCUCGUUACCUGUAUAAAAGACACCUGUGGGCCAGAUAUCGUUCUGAUUGAGAGGGGGUCAAAUACUUAUUUCCCUCAUUAAAAUGGAAAUCAAUUGAUAACAUUUUUGAUUUUUUUGUUAUUCUGUCUCACUGUUCAAAUAAACCUACCUUUAAAAUUAUAGACUGAUCAUUUAUUUGUCAGUGGGCAAACGUACAAAAUCAGCAGGGGAUCAAAUACUUUUUUCCCUUACUGUACAUCAUGUGGUUUAUCGACGGCUAUUUCCUGAUCCUAUGUGGUAAUGAAAAUGCAUCCUGUUCCUGUAUUGCUCAAGCAGAUGACAACUAUGUUCAAGCUGAUAACAGUCUCAAACACACCAACCUUUUCCUGUCACUCUUCUCUCUGUUGCAUUGGAGGAGAGGCCUUCUCAUUAAAUGUUUAUAUUGUAUAAUAUGUAUAACUUGACAAUGGUUGAAACGGUAGGUUCUUGUCUGUUUUUCAGAGUAGAGUCGGGGAAGGCUGGUUGCUUCUCUCCCAAGGUCACCAAGAAAGAAAACGUUCGCAAGUCCCUGCGCCUUCGCUUCAGCCUGGGAAAGAGCAGCAGAGACCCUGUAAGUGCAGAUACCCAUGUAUGACCUCACACCGAUUAUCUGCUCCUCAAAUGGGAGGAAAAGACUGUUCUCAAUCCCAGCCUUGAUGAACCCCCCCUUAGCAAAUUGACUAAUUGUAUUAAUCAGAAUAAAUAAUCUACAUUUAUGCAUGGGAUGCAAUUGUAAGGUCCAAUUUUGCACAGUAGCACUUUCUAAUCUUGCUGUUGAUUUUAUGGCAAUUUGGGCAUAUGUUUCCUUUCAAUAAUGCAUGCUCAGUUAAUAAAUUGACCAUUUUAGGUUAUUGUGAACUUUUACUUUAAAUCAAACAUUCUUGUUUUCAAGACGGGAAUUCCGUUAUUUCUGCAUGACUGUUAUGUAACAUUUGAUGGAAUGUUUAUACUGAUAAACUAGUGAACCAAGAUGUUUAUAUUCUAGGAUAUGAAAUAUUUAAUAUAUUAACCAAAUAUUAUAUUGAACUGAACUGUAACUUGGUUUAUGUUUAACAUGGUUCACUUUAUAAUGUGCAUACUGAUGUAUAUUUGCAAUUUAAUAAAACAAUGUUGACCAACACUCAUUUCUUCUGAGUAACUUUUUACCAUACACGAAGACCCUUAAAUUACGAUCCAUCAGAUUUUCACAUAACUAAACAAGGUUUUAGUGUAAGGCAACAUUUUAUAUGCUUGACAAAAAAGUAUAUGCCUCCAUCCCAACAAUGUCAUUUCUCAUUCCAUGCUGGCGAUUCAGAGAAAGGGUUCAGAGUCCAUUGGUUGGCGACUUGCCACUCAAGAGCGCACCACCAGUUUUUGCUUCACCAAAGAAGCCAAAUUUAGCCCUGCUGUUUUGCGAAACAAGAGCGCCUCAAAGGGUGAGUCCCUUUUUUAAAACCUAACGUUUUUCAUAAUGUACUUUCAUAAUUUGUGCUAAGAGCUAAAGUAAUGCAUGAAAUGGAUCAGUGUUUGUUGUCCCUUGAGGGAAGCGAUGUCUGCUACUGCCAACUGUGCUCCACAGGCUCCAAGUUCUACAGUAAGUCAGAGGACAACCUGCUAACCCCCCAGUGUGACGGCAGCGCCCUCCGGACGUCCUGGAGUGGGGAGACCCCUGAUGAGGGCCACGUCUUCAGCGGAGGCUACUUCACCGACACCCCUAUUAACAUGUGUCUGAAGAACAACUACUACUCUGAGCCGGCCAUCAUGGUGGCCAAGCCCCCCAUGGUGGCCAGCUUCCCCAAGAAGCUGUGCUGUGCCUCCAGAGCUGAGAGCCUGGAGAGUGAGGGCUCGUUCAGCCAGACCCUGACCGGGCCCACCCUGCUCAAGAUCAAAAGAGCCUUCACUGAGUCCGGCAGCGACCUGCAGGGAGUCCUGAGGGACUACAGCUCCCCCUCUGAAGAGGUAAAGGCAACACAGCCUGAGCACACUCAAACAGAUUCAACUCCUUCUGAAUAUUCUACACUCAAAAGUGUGUCACCAAACAAAGAGAGUUCUGGCAUGCCAACACCUUGGAGUCAUCUGGCUGAUGACCAGAACAUCACAUUUGGUCAGAUCGAGUUUGUUCCUCUGUCUCCCUUGUAUAUAGACAGUGCCCUGUUUGAAGUGGGAGGGUGUGGCAGUCUGUCAGAGAAGGUCUGUGACUGGUCGCUGUGUGCUGGUGACAGGUCUGUGGAGGGAGAGGCAGAGACUGUGGCUGAGCAGGUGAACUGCAGCAGAGUGAUUGAUGCCCUGGACAUCCAGAGCCCUGCUCACUUCACACGCAAGCUCGCUGCUGGGGUCCAGUCCACUCCAUAUAGAGUUUCAGGGCUGGAGUACUUUCAGGAGCUCAAGACCCCUCUUCCCCCUGUGGGUGCAGUGCCUGUAAUGGUACAUGAUGAUGAUGAUGCUGUGGCAUCUCCAGAUCCCAGUACCCACCCCCAGAGGCAGGAACAGCAGCAGGUGGAGAAGCCUUCCCCAGGCACCCUGGAGACCCGCAGGCUAAGGGUGGUAGACCACAUCCAGCGCUUCAACAAGCUCACCUUGUAUUCACCCAAAUCGCAGGCCAAAGCAGUCAGGUCCCCCCUCAAGUUCCAGCGUACUCCCGUGCGCCAGUCUAUCCGCAGGAUCAACUCCUUGCUGGGGGACAGGAGGCCUGUACCGACUAGGAUCACCUCCUCCAGCCAGGGAACCCCAAUCCCUGUGGGGAAGGCUGUCAGCCUGGAGAGUGGCCUGUCUGCUGGGGCUCAGUGCCAGCCUCACCAGGGCGAGGCAGACAACCAGGGAGGCCCCACACUUGACAAGGUCCGCUCCACAAAUACCCGCCCUCCUCCAGUCCCACCUAAGAAGCCAGCCAGCAUUGCCCGCAAACCCAGAAAUUGCGCUCUGGGUGACGUGACCAACAAGGUACAACCGAAGGCCAAAGGUGACACACCUGUUAAGAAAGGCCCAGGAGGUAAAGGUCAGCCGUCUGUGGUGCAGCAGGUGGCUGAGAAGGAUGUGUGUCGCUACAGAGGCUCCCCCAGGAACCCCCUCAACGAGGGCAGACUGCUGUCAGCCACCAAGCCCAUAGACCUCUAGUCUAGUAGAACUCACCCUUCACUUCCCCCUUUUACUAUAAAGGUCUCCCUAUCUGGAUAUAUAUACUGUCUCACUGUAUGACUUCAAAACAUUCCCUCUAUUUCUAUGUCUUUAGUUGUUUUCAGGGGUUUAAUUUAUUUGACUUCCUAGAUGCUGUUCUCUGAGUGCUUGGGGUGACUGAUCUGUUGCAUUGCCUUAAAGUGGUUUACUCUGUUGGUAAAAGAGGAGUUUUGCACAUGCAUGUCCGUGUAAAGGAAUGAGUGUAUUUUUAAAGGUGUUUGUAGUCUGUUAGACUAGUGUGAAAGCCAAAUGGAAACUGUUAAGGGCAAUUUUUUACUAUUUUAAUUUGCAUUUGAUUAAACAUGUGA